CAAAAGGGAUCGGAUGGCUCCUGUUCAAACCAGUGGCCAAAUUAUGAGGAAAAACCACACAUGCACACAGAAAGUGAUCAUGCCAGUAUUGCAAUCCAGCGUGUUACCCGUUCCCAGGAAGAGCUUCGGGAAGAGAAGGUUUACCAACUUGAGCGGCAUCGAGCAGAGUCAGGCAUGGAUCGCAAGUGUGACAGUGAUAUGUGGAUCAAUCAGAGCUCCUCAGUGGAAUCUAGCACGUCUAGCCAGGAGCACCUGAACCAUUCCUCCAAGUCAGUUACCCCUGCUUCCACUCUGACCAAGAGUGGUCCUGGUCGUUGGAAAACCCCAGCAGCUGUGCUCCCCACCCCUGUGGCUGUUUCCCAACCCAUUCGAACAGACCUCCCUCCACCACCACCUCCACCACCUGCCCACUACACCAGUGAUUUUGAUGGUAUUUCAAUGGAUUUGCCCCUCCCACCUCCUCCUGCCAACCAAGCAGCUCCCCAGUCUGCUCAGGUGGCUGCUGCAGAGAGGAAAAAGAGAGAGGAGCAUCAGAGGUGGUAUGAAAAAGAGAAGGCCCGCCUGGAGGAGGAACGAGAGAGAAAGCGCAGGGAGCAAGAGAGGAAGUUGGGGCAGAUGCGCACUCAGUCCCUGAACCCUGCUUCCUUCUCUCCUUUGGCCACACAGGCCAAGCCAGAAAAGCCUUCCACACUGCAGAGGCCCCAAGAAACGGUCAUUCGGGAGCUGCAGCCCCAGCAGCAGCCCCGUACUAUUGAGCGCAGGGAUCUACAGUACAUAACCAUCAGUAAAGAGGAGCUGUCCUCUGGGGAUAGUCUGUCUCCAGACCCCUGGAAACGAGAUGCCAGGGAGAAGCUGGAGAAGCAACAGCAAAUGCACAUUGUGGACAUGCUAAGCAAGGAGAUCCAUGAGCUGCAAAACAAGGGGGACCGUACUGCAGAGGAGAGUGACCGCCUGCGGAAGCUUAUGCUGGAGUGGCAGUUCCAGAAGAGACUACAGGAGUCCAAGCAGAAGGAUGAGGAUGAUGAUGAAGAGGAAGAUGAUGAUGUUGACACCAUGCUGAUCAUGCAGCGACUGGAGGCGGAGCGGAGAGCCAGGCAGACUGCUAUGCCAGCAAUCUCUGUUCUAGAUUUGUUGCAGGAUGAAGAGCGCAGGCGCCAGCAACAGUUGGAAGAGAUGCGCAAACGAGAAGUUGAAGACAGAGUAAGACAAGAGGAAGAUGGACGCCAUCAGGAGGAGGAGCGAGUAAAGAGAGAUGCUGAAGAAAAGAGGCGACAGGAAGAAGGGUAUUACAGCCGCCUAGAAGCUGAGAGGCGCAGACAGCAUGAAGAGGCAGCACGCAGGUUGCUGGAGCCCGAAGAACCCGGGCUGAGCCGACCUCCACUUCCACAGGACUACGAGCCCCCAUCCCAGUCCUCAGCACCCAGUGCCCCUCCUCCCCCACCUCAGCGAAAUGCCUCCUACCUCAAAACACAGGCCCUCUCCCCAGACUCGCUGUUCACUGCCAAGUUUGUUGCGUAUGAUGAUGAUGAUGAGGAGAACUACGUCCCAGCAGGUCAGGAUAAGUACCCCAGCACAAGGAAGUCUUAUGGGCACCUUCCUCUUGCCACUCAUAAGCCGCAGCAGCCCCCCUGCCAGCCACGCCCAGCCUCGGAUGGCAUCUCUCUCUGCAACUCGUUCCAGCCACCCUUGGCCAAAGCCCACAGUACUGCUUACAAAGCAGGCCAGCCCCCUCCCCCGCCAGGCAAACCAAGCCUGUAUGGUCCUGGCCACUGGAAAGGUCGAGGACCAAACUCUUAUUCGGGAUCUGCUGGCACAACUGCUGGAACUUAUGAUGCUCCUCGGGACACAAGAGAAAAACUCAGUAGAAGCCAAGAUGCAGACUUAUCUGGUGGUUCUGGAGCCCCUGAAAACCUGACAUUUAGAGAGCGUCAGCGCCUCUUUUCACAAGGUCAAGAUGUGUCUGACAAAGUGAAAGCUUCUCGUAAAUUAACAGAGCUUGAGAAUGAACUCAACACCAAGUGAGAAGAGAGAGGUCACCUGUACUCAAGCAGGUCUGACCUUGGCAGUGGAUUUGUGGGGUGGGCCUGAAGAGGAAGGAACAAAUGUACUUCUAAGUGAUGUUUAAUUUCCUUUUCUGAAAUGGUUGCAAUUGAGAAAUGUUCCAAAUCCAAGAAACAUUGUUUUAUUUUACCAAGAAAAAUCCUGCCUUGUUCUUAGUGAUCGGACUUCGUGAAGUUACCUGUUCUUGUUAGUUUUAGGGAAUCUUGGACUCAAAGGGCAGAAUGAAGGGCUGUAAAGAUGACAGGGUGUUUCCUUUACCCUAUCUUCUCCAUUGUCAUUCCAAGGGCAGUAGGCCUAGAAAUUAUCUUUCCAUUCUUUCUCCAAACUCCAUUCAACUACGCAAUAGUGACAGCUGAGCAUUUCAGAGCACUACUGUGUCAUAGUGGACCCUGUAUACAGGAGACAGACCUCUCAGCACAGGUGAAAUGUUGCCUUUAUCUUCUGUAAUUUGCAUGAGGUGGUCUGAAGGAGUCUUUUUAUGUAAGGUGCACAAUACAACAUUCUUGACAAGUAAGAGCCUCCUGAUCAAUUCUAAAUGUUUGCGAUUGAAUAUCUUAUUAAUAAUUCAAUUUUGAAAAUUCUAAAGAAACAUUUGUGGAUUUAAUCCUAGGGAUUUUAUAAAUACAAAUCAUCAUUAGACUAAUCACUGGUGGAAAUUAAAGAUGACAGUUCUGUUAGAAAGUUACCUAGGUUCCAAAGUCUCUAGGGCGCUCUAAUUACACAGCAUUCUUGCAGGUAGGAGCAAAGACCUCCGAGAAGAAUGGGAGCUCAUGGGUGGCAGUCAAACACAGCUAUCUCAGAAGUUGUAAAUUUAGUAAAGAGAUUUAGAAACACUGUCAGAAAAGGAAGAAGCGUGUUGCUGUGCCUCCUGUGACUUAAGUGCUAUAAGAACACUUGUGUCAGUUGAGUCUGCAUCUCUUUCUCAGUGUAAUAGAGUUAUUUAAUUUUAAUUCCUCAAUUUUGCACUGUCAUUCCUCAGCUGAGUUAUGGGAGAAAGAACUCAGUUUGCUUAUUUUGUGGUAAUGUUGACUUUAUUAUUUCAAGCACAUUUUCUCUUUGAGAAUCCUCUAAUGUGGGUCCAGAUGAUCUUUCUGUAUCAUACUAUUCUCUUACAAAUCUGUGCAUCAGGAAAAUAUGCACACUUUCAAAUAGAACAGAGGUAUUUGCAACCCAAAAAACCACUUUUAAUAAGCGCUGUAUGAUAAAAUGUUGAAAUACAAGUAUAAAUAUUUUUAUGUUUAUCCAGUUUCCUAUUUGAAAGUGUGUCUUUGCUUUCUCCUCUGUAAGAGAAUAGAAUGUCCCAGAGAGCUGAUGAAGGAUUUGCACACUUGUCUUGCCUAGGAAGUGCAUUCUCCUUGUGUCUGCAGCACACUGGCAGCCUUUGGUGGCAUAACAAUACCUCCCAAAGAAGAGCAGGUACCUGCUGUCCCUAGUCCAUGGGAAGACAGAUGCACUCAAGAACCUGCAAGCAUCUGAAAACUCUGCAUGUGUGUUUGUGAGACCUGUAGUGAAGUAGACUUGGCCAUCCCUGGGCAGUGAGGUCAGAUGUGAAUACAUGUUGUAAGAGCGAGUUGAAUAGUGUGUAUUACUGUGGGGAAAUACCCAAACUGCUGUUUCCAUUUCUACUGUAUUUCAGUUGCAGCCUAUUUUUAAUAAACUUUGUAUCUAUUUAAGUGUAUUUGCUAUUGUUUUCAAAGUGCUGACAAAGUUUAUAUUUGUAAUGCCAGCAUUCCUCUUUCCCAUUUCCAUCUCUCACUCCUUCAUUAAACUGCUGAGUCAUUCCUUC
Molecule: messenger RNA, 3847 nt
Organism: Rattus rattus (black rat)
Lineage: Eukaryota; Metazoa; Chordata; Mammalia; Rodentia; Muridae
Gene: Afdn
Product: afadin, adherens junction formation factor
Exons: 7
Coding region: 61-2022 (653 amino acids)
Biological process (GO): regulation of protein localization
Cellular component (GO): adherens junction
Molecular function (GO): cell adhesion molecule binding
Source: RefSeq, a predicted model, not a curated record